AAACGUAUGUGGUAUAUCCUAUCCUAAGGCAAAGUCCGACAUUUCCUCACAUUUGUUUAAGCUCAACUUUUAUACUAACCACAAAGCACAACUCUCUCCAUUUCAGUCGGCAAUUCUCAAACCUUUGGAAAAAGUCAAAUCAUUUAGGAAAAAAUAUAUUCAAGACUUAUUAUUGUUAUUUUAAUUUUUCUCUAGACUUAGGACCUGAUUUGAAUCUCAAAAAAUAUUAGUUUUUUUCAUUUGAGGAAAAAAAAAAUUAGAAAGUGUUGAUUGAAUUUGUUGAAGGUGGGUGAUUUGAUUUGAUUUGUUUCAGUUACAUAACUCCAUUUUUAUCAAAUCAUUUCUUUGAUCCUUCAAUGGAUUCUGACUUCUGGACCUCGCGUCUUGCCGCCGCCAAACGCCAAUACACGCUUCAGCAUCACCAUCCCAGUUCCCAUUUAGAUCGGCUGGGAAUCGAUGAUUUUGAUGUGGAAGAAGAGGUGCGACCCGAUUUCCCGUGUCCGUAUUGUUACGAAGACUUUGACCUUGCGUCCUUGUGUUCUCAUCUUGAAGACGAGCAUUCGUGUGAAUCAAGAGUCACUAUUUGUCCCAUAUGCUCAGUUAAAGUUGCACGCGACAUGUUGAGUCACAUAAUGCUGCAACAUGGGCACUUAUUUAAGUUACAGAGAAGGCGAAGAUUAAGGAGAGUUGCUAUUCCGAACAGUCAGACAUUAUCUCUUUUGGGUCGAGAUCUUCGUGAGGCGCAUUUACAGGUGCUUCUUGGUGGUGGUGGUGGAUAUCGGUCAAACAGUGCCACUGUAUCAAAUGCAGCCACUGAUCCAUUCCUAUCCUCUUUUAUUUUGAAUUUCCCUGCCUGUGAAGCAGAAGAAAUUUCUAAAUCUGUGGUGACAAGCGUUGAAGAUUCUUCUACAAAAAACACGGCACCUGCACAUAUCUGGAAAUCAAGUUUUGAUCCUUCACUGAGCAUUGAAGAGCGGGAGAAAAGGAUAAGACAAGCUGCUGGGAGAUCUGGUUUUGUGCAGGAUUUGUUUCUCUCAACUUUGUUAGGCGACUAAUGGAAGCUGCAAGCUGCUUUGAGAAGAAUAAUCAACUUGAGAUUCAUCCGUAAGUAUCUUGAAGGAAGGAAGGAUACCUCCAGUGGGAUUCAGUGGUUAUUUGACAAUCCAUAUUAGCUAAAUUGGGAUAUUGUCACGGUGGCACCUUGGGCAUAGUGCUGAAUCUGAUGAUAGUUUUCCAUUUAUCCCACCCUUGUAAGUUGUAAGCAUCUUUACUAGAGAUGUAUUACUUUCUGAGUAAAAAAAAGGUUUUUUAGCUUAUGCAAAGACUUGUUUUGUUAUAUUGGUUGGCAUUAUGAUCCCCUUGAGUCAUAAUAACAUACCUUACCUUUAUGGUUCCUUUCAAAUGAUAUCUGAUGAAGAAAUUUGAAAUGUUCUUUUUAAUAAGUAGGAAAUUUAAUUCAAUUAAUGUAUCAAUAACUACUUCUAUACACACCAUCUAGUUGCUUGUUUGGAUUAUUUCGUUU
Abrus precatorius (Indian licorice) is the source of this 1522-nucleotide messenger RNA. RefSeq names its product protein DEHYDRATION-INDUCED 19-like. The transcript has 5 exons. Lineage: Eukaryota; Viridiplantae; Streptophyta; Magnoliopsida; Fabales; Fabaceae. Bases 357 to 1055 code for a protein of 232 amino acids. The record is from RefSeq and is a predicted model, not a curated record.